Messenger RNA from Penicillium coprophilum, 1482 nucleotides. RefSeq lists its product as uncharacterized. Lineage: Eukaryota; Fungi; Ascomycota; Eurotiomycetes; Eurotiales; Aspergillaceae. The transcript is spliced from 4 exons. Bases 1 to 1482 code for a protein of 493 amino acids. The record is from RefSeq and is a predicted model, not a curated record.
AUGCUUGCUAAGAAUGACAACAUUGAGACUGAGUCCCGUACUCAAUAUACGGGUCAAAGACUACGAUCUUUAUAUCUCGGGGAAGCCUUCAGAAUCCAUGCUGAUGAGCCUUCGUGGUUACUCGGUCCCAACGAGAUUGUUUUCUACAUGGAAGAGCUUGAGAAGCUCCACAUCCAAGGCGCUAGAAUCAGACCCUUGCAUCGAGCGACCUUUGGCCCAAGAUUUCCGACCAAGAAAACAGCUCUCAAAGACCUAGCCUUGCUCAACUGUGAUGUCUCGCCAGAUACAUUUGCAGAGAUUCUCGCCUUCCCCAAGGGCCUUACCCACCUCACAAUGAAAGGCCGAUGGCUACGCACGAAUGGGCCAUUUGAGUGCAGUCUUAAUACAAGUGAUUACAUCAAAGAAAUCCAACGAAGCAGCUCAGCAGGUGUGGUAUAUCUUGAUCUCGACAUUUGGAAUCCAGAUGACCCCCCAGAUGACCCCCCAGAUUUUCAUCACUUGGAGGGUUUGAAACACCUUACCCUCUCUAUAGAGUUCUACCGGUGCUAUAUUGUACACUCGGGCGUGCCAAUUCUUUCUCGGUUUCUUCCUUUCAGUUUGGAGACUCUCAUAUUGGAUGGAUACAACUCAAUGGAUGAGGUAUUCAAUCUCUCGGUCAACAAGAUAAAGGAAGGGCGGUUUCCAAAGUUGCAGCCCCUCUUCGAUCUUUUCUUAGGCAACAACUUUCCUCAGCCACCCCGAAUCCCGAAUUCUCCCACAUCUAUCGACUUGAAUUUGGUCAAAUCCAGGAAAUUAUAUCUCACUCGAGGUACAGAAUCCAGAACUAUGGAUAAUGACAAUGCCUCAAGUCCCUUUAAUGGGGAUGGCAACACCAUCACUCGAAGUUGCCUCAACAACUGCACAAUUGAUAAUUCCCAUGUAAAAAGAUCCACACUCAGCGACUGUGUGGUAUCAAAGGUUGAAGACCUGAGCCGGAUCACAGCUCAAAAAUCUCAAUUCCAUGAAGCGGCCACUGUCGAGCGCAGCGAUAUCACAGAAAGCACUGUACAAACACAAAGUUCGAUAAGCCGAUCUACAAUUACACAGUCGCUCAUCCAGGACAAAGCCACGGUAAAGCGCAGUACCGUGACUGGAACGACAGUCUCAAACAGUCAACUCGAGAGAGCUACCGUGACAAAUUGCGUUAUCACAGAAUGCACUAUCGAGCGGAGUGACUUCCAAGGAUUGGUUCUCAAGUAUGGUAUUUGGAAGCGAAACAAGUUGAUUGGGAAGGUCGGGGAUCAUGAUCCUGUCUUUAUCAGGAAUCAUGGCUCACGGGCCGGGAAAUCUACAUCUGUGCUCCUUGGAUCUACCAUUCCUGGAUUAGAUCCCAAAAAUCACACUCGACAGGGUGAUCCUCCUCCUGGCUACGAUGAUGACUCGUAUACUAGUGGGGAUAGUGGAGUUGAUUGUGGUCAUUUGCCUCCGCCAUACAAGCCCUAA